UACAAGUGUAUGUAUGUCUAUACAAGUGUAUGUACUUAUUAGAUAAAUAAUAAUUGGAAAAACUUUUAUUUACAUGCUUUAUCUUAAAAAUAAUUGUAAUCUUAUAAAUGAUGAUUAUGAAAAAAUGGAAUUAUGGAAAAAAUGAACGGUGAUGAAUUCUUCCUUGGAACAACCAUGAAAAACAUGUUUAACAUAUUAAUAAUGUACUGUUGGUAAUUCUUUUUGAUAUUAUUUUAUUUGUUAUUUUUCAAUAUAUAUUAUACCCUAUAUUUGAUCAAACGCGGAAAUUGCUGUUCGAUUAUUUGAGUUGCAAAAGUUCAGUUUAUGUCAAAACAAAUUUGAAUUUAAUAGCACUAGGUUCAUAUCAAAAUCGUCUGAGAAAAAACAAAAUAUAUCAAUAAGUGAGUUACCGGUACAAUGUCACAAUAUAACAGUACCGGUACCGGUAGGCUAUUUAGGUGUUAUGGCAUCACUGCAUUAAGCUCAGCACAAUCUGUCAACAUACAGAUUUAAUUAAGUUGAUAUUUUUUAUAGAGAAGUGACAAGUUCGUUCAUAAAAAUUGCUUUAAAGUCUUUAUGCUGGUAUGAUGCAAUUGCUGAAUUGAAUGGUCACUAUGGAAUUGAUUCGGUAUUUAUGCAACUAGUGACAGAGUGAAUUCUGUACCGAUAUAUUGAGAAGUGUAUUUUUGACUGGUUUAUUCGUCAUGUAUUCAUGGAAUUUUUAUUCAGCCUAUCCAUAUAUGGUUUGUAUGAAUACUUUACUGCCUUAUACUUUACACAUCGAUAGUAUUAUAAUAUAAAAUUGAUGAGUUUUUCCAGUUUCAAUUUCAUACCGUAUAGUCUGAUAGUCUAGGUAUAAUUACUAUCUGUACUGUAGUUACAAAAGAUGAGUGAGGAAACUGUUGAAGUCAACGAAUCCAAUGAUGACAUUGAGAACACAAAUGAUCACACAGAUCAAGACGGAGAAAAAAGUGAAAAACUUUGCAGACUUCCUAUUGCUCGUAUAAAAACGUUGAUAAAAGCAGAUCAAGAUGUUAACAUUGCUAGUCAAGAAUCUGUUUUCUUAAUAGCCAAAGCAACUGAACUUUUUAUCGAACAAUUAUCGAGAGAUGUUUAUAGAGUAACACAAGGAAAUAAAAGAAAAACAAUUCAGAAGAAAGAUUUGGAUAUGGUGCUGGAAAUUAAUGACGAACUGGCAUUUUUAGAGGGAACAUUGGACUGAUAUGAUUUUAGCAAUCAUAUUGGAAUGCAUUUGUACUCUAAUAAGAAGUGUUCCUCAUUUGGAUUUUGCCUAAACUGCUCAAUAUGUAAUGAAAAGUUGUGGAGUAUGUGAUAGGCACAUUACAUAUCUGGUUUUACUGUGUAUUUACUGAUAUAAGCUUGCAUUUGUCAUCCUUGCUUAUUAUUUGGGAAAAUUAACUUGAAAAAUGUACUACUGCAUCUAAUUAGACAUCCCAAACAUUCUAGUUUUUCCUUGAGCUUUU
Messenger RNA from Styela clava, 1484 nucleotides. RefSeq names its product DNA polymerase epsilon subunit 4-like. NCBI's taxonomy places the organism in Eukaryota, Metazoa, Chordata, Ascidiacea, Stolidobranchia, Styelidae. Gene Ontology annotation, cellular component: epsilon DNA polymerase complex; nucleus. Gene Ontology annotation, biological process: DNA-templated DNA replication. Gene Ontology annotation, molecular function: protein heterodimerization activity. The record is from RefSeq and is a predicted model, not a curated record.